Pocillopora damicornis (cauliflower coral) is the source of this 6978-nucleotide messenger RNA. RefSeq names its product bromodomain adjacent to zinc finger domain protein 1A. Gene Ontology annotation, cellular component: nuclear chromosome; CHRAC. Gene Ontology annotation, biological process: regulation of DNA-templated transcription; positive regulation of DNA replication; chromatin remodeling. The record is from RefSeq and is a predicted model, not a curated record. Gene Ontology annotation, molecular function: DNA binding; protein binding. Lineage: Eukaryota; Metazoa; Cnidaria; Anthozoa; Scleractinia; Pocilloporidae.
CGAAAUCUCGCUACAGUAAAGAAAUAUAUCCAUUUCUGAACUUAGGAUCUUGCUGAGUACUAAAGGUAGUUUAGUCUGGCGAAUUUUUACGAAAUUCAACCCGGUAUAUUUGGAAUAAAUGGCCUCCGAAAUGGGCAUCUCAGCUCUCGUGGACUAGAUGGUAUUGGAGGAAGUCUAUUGAAACAUCACGGCAUUGUAGGGUCCCUACGAGCACACGAGCUGGGUAAGCAGCGUGGAAUUCUCUCGUUUGCUCCUAAUAUUUUGGCUCUUUCUUCAAGCCAUUACAGCUUGGCUCGGGGUCUUCUUAAGAUAAUUCAUCCAAGGUCUUGGAUCUCUACUCACAAGAAGUCGUGGCCAGUUUACGCGCGCGUUGGGAGAGUUUCGCGAUCGACCACCGUACUCUUUAGUUUGGCAGCUCCAUGCCUCUGCUAAACAGAAAACCGUUUUCACCAACAAAACUACCUUCAGAUCUGAAACCUGACGAGGAAGUCUUUGUUUGUCGCUAUACAAAUGAAAUUUUUCGGGAUUAUAGGUCAUUUUUCGAGCGGACAAUUUUGUGCAGCAGCCUACUUUGGAGCUGUAAAUAUACUGGCAAGAGUGGAUUAACCUACCAAGAGGCGCUUGAGUCGGAAAGGUCGAUUAGAAAACAAGCCCAUAGCCUCCCAGAGCCCAUCCAGCGAGCGGCGCUGACUCUGGUCCACCACACUCAACGUGGUCGUUUAGCUAAUUUAUGCGAUGAAGUGUUUUCCUAUCUGAAAGAUCGCUACCAGGAAGGCGAAGAAGUUGAUAUACACUACCUCUCGAGCAAGAAGAGAGGCAUUAUAACCAGGGUUAUUUCCCCUUAUGAGCAAACAAGCCAGGCAACGAAAUAUCAAAGCUAUCCAAGUCAUGGAUCAAAGCCAGGGAAACUUCUCUCUCCAAAAUCAAGAAAGCAAAGCCAAUCUGGAGGAGCUUCACAGUCUCCUACAUCUAAGCAUCGUAACAGCAGUUCUGAUCGAACACCUUCUAAAGAAAGGAAAAGUAGUUCUAGUAGCUCAGACAGCCAGCCUUUAUCUACCCAAUCUAAAAAGUACAAUUCAGAGGGCAAGUCUACUAAAUCUCCAACUGUGAAAUCACCAAGGAGGAGCAUUGAUGAGGAAUCUCCAUCAAAACAUAAAUCACAGAAACUUAGUGAAGAAAGUUCAGGUCAAAAGACUCCUAGCAAAUCUAGAAAGCUUUCAUCUGAGGGAAAAAGCAUGUCAUCUGGCAAAGCUAUAAGUGAUAAGGCUACAAAAAAGGCAUCUACACCCUCCUCAAAGAAAGGCAGGGAGGAGAAGCUCACUUCUCCAAGGAGCAAGCAAUCUUUUGAGGGAACUGCAACAGAGUCACCAAAACCCAAAACACCAAAUACUGGUAAAACAAAAAGUUUUGAGGGUGAAAUUGUCAUUAUUGAUGAUGACAACAAUAAAGGAGAUAAAAAGACUUCUCAAGGAACUUCCCCAAAGUUAUCAUCUCCCAAAGAGAAGCCAGUGUAUAACUGGCCUUCUGCAGCUCUUUACAACUAUGAAAUCAGAAUUCAGUCAGAUAAAAGGGACAAGGGAUCAAAGAAAAAGGAUGGUCAUGUUGAGAUUAUCAUCGUUCAAUCAUCCAUGGUCAGUCGUAGAAAGGGUGUGUUCACAAGAGACAAAGUGAAAAUGUUCCUUAAGAUUAGCUGUGAGAGGAGUACUCCCCAUUCUGAAGAUGGUAUCUAUAUUGUUCAGAGAACAUUUCGGCAGAAGUUUGAUUUGGGUGAACCAGACAUUCCACUGAAGCUUGCCUCUCCUCCAAAGGACAAGAAACAAAAGAAAAGAAAUAUCUCUCGCACUGUGCAAGAUGGAGAGGGUGAGCCAGCUAAAAAAAAAAGGAAAAGAAAGAAGGAUGAAGAAAGAAAGAAUGAAGGAGGAGUUUCUUCCAAAAAGAAAGGAAAGAAGGAGAAGGAUAACAAAGACAAGAUGAAGCUGCCACCUGAGGAGUGGCGCAAAAUCAUGGAACAAGAAAAAGAAAAGAGAAAAAAACAGUUGGAAGAAGAAAAAGAAAAAAAGAGACUGGAAAGAGAAAGGGAAAAAGCUGAGAACAAAGCCAAGAGAGAGGAGGAAAGGGCGGUGAAGAAGAUUGAAAGAGACAAAGAGCGUGAAAGACAAAAGGAAGAAAAGAGAUUGGAGGCUAUACGACUGAAGGAAUGGAACAGACCAAGAGAAGAUCUAGAGUUGGAUGAUUUGAAGGAUCUGCCUAAAACUAUUCCAGUCUCCAUCAAACUUUCAUCCAACUUGUUUGGAGAUAUGAUGAUGGUCUUGGAAUUUCUCACUGUCUUUGGAAACCUGUUUGACAUCAGAGAUGAAUUUCCUAAUGGUCUUACAUUUGCUAUGUUAGAAGAGGCUCUGACUGAACACGAUGCAGAGGGUGUUUACUAUGAUUUGCUGUUGUUCUUGUUGGGAGCAAUACUUCGUACUCACUUAGAGGAAGAGGAGGAAGAAGGCUUGGAUGGCACUCAUGAGCAUGAACCUGUUAUGGAUCUUGAAGAUGAUGGAAAUGAGAAAUCUCAGGCAACAGUGUCAGCUUCAGCCACAAUGGCAGCUGCUUGGCCAAUGCAGCACCAAGGAAAACCUCUCCAUGAAUUAAUAAUGGACCCCUUCACAAGUUCUGAGCUGCUGAGAUUGCAUUUGUUAUCAUCUGGUGCCAGAAUAGGUUGUGGCGAGUCAUCUUAUCGCUGGCAGCGUCGCGGUGGAUUUACAUACAGUGAUGACGCUGGAGUAGAAUUUCGCCAUGCUGAACCUCAGUUAUUAAAAUCCUUGGUAACAGGGAAUAUAUAUGAUAUGGCUGCUGAAGACAAACUCAAAGUCCUUGUUUCCCUGUGUACUCAGUUGAUAACAUACGCAACAGCUAGAGACUAUAUGGAAGAAGGAUUUGAUCAGUGCCGUAAGGUUCGUCGGGAGUGGCAGGAGGACCAGUGGGCAGAUCAGCGGAAGGAGAAAGAGGAAGCUGCUGCAAGGUAUCGGCGGAAGCAAGAGGAAAGACAGCGGCAGAAAGAGGAGCUGGAAAAACGGAAGAAAGAGAAGGAUCAGGAGAAGAUUGAUGCUGCAAAAGGAGACUCCAGUCCAAAAGUCGAAGAUGGAAUUAAGAAAGUCUCAAAACAGGAGGAAGGAGGUCAAGAAAAGAAAGGAGGAAAGAAACCUCCCAAAAAGAAGGACGAAAAUGAGAACACUUCUCAAGCAAGUGAAAUAAAAGAACCAACGACCACAGAUAGCACAGUUGACGGAAGUAAAGGUACGGCAGACAAAGAAGGCAACACAAAUAAGACUCCUGUUUUAACUAAAGAGGAGGAAGAGGAGUUGGCGCAGCAGAGACGUGAAGAACGCAAGAGGAAGGAUCAGGAAUUUAUGAAUCAAUUGGCUAAAGCAGUAUCUAGAAGUGCAAUCCAGCCACUUGGACGAGACAGAGUCUACCGGCGAUACUGGGCAUUCAAAUCAUUACGAGGACUGUUUGUGGAGGAUGAUGACCCAGAUCAACAUUUGCUUUUGGAGCCAGAGUCUGAGUCCGAAUCUGAGAAUAACGAGGAAGUAAGUGAUGAAGAAGGGGAAGAGGAAAAAGAAGAAGAAGAAGAAAAAGAGAAUGGAAACUUGUCAUUAGACUCGAACAAUUUAGUUAAAACGAAGAAGCAACAGAAAAGUUUAGUUAACGGUGAUACAACACUGAAGAAUGAGUACUUCGAGCGAAAAGCUAUGAACAUGUUUAAAGUUUAUGAUUUAGCUAGAGAAGCAUCUGAAGAUGAAAACUGGAGCGAACUUUACAGGAAACGAUCUGUGGCAAAGUGGUCUUACUUCGCUUCUAGAGAAGACAUAGACGGUUUGUUAGAAGCUUUGAAUCCACGCGGAUUCCGCGAGAGACUUUUGAAAGAUGCAGUUCAACAAGAAUACAAACAGCUUACACUUUCUGUGGACAAGUGUCCGUUGAAAGCCGAUCUUCAGGGUCAGAAAAAGGAGUUCAAGCCCAAAGGAAGGCGAGGAGGUCGAAACCAGCCUACUGUGGAUAAGUCGCGUUAUAAGACAAUGGAGGAGUUCAUUGAAGCGAAUUUACGUGAUCAGAUACUUGACCUAGAGGACAGAAUAUGGCAGGGUGGACUUGGUGUUAUUAAGAAUACAGACCGUGAGGCGUGGAGAGCUAAAGUGGAGAAUGGUAUUUAUGAUGAUAUUAACAAGACUCAGACCAAACAUGCCAGCGAUGAGUGUAAGGUGAAUGGAGUCAGUGAUGUCAAAGAAAAUGGCGAUGCACAGUUUAUGGAGCUUGGUGAAAGUGUCAGAGAGAUUAGUGAGCUUAAUGAGGACAACAAAGGGGAAACAUUGAGCGUGAAGGAAGAAAAGCCAAUGGUUUAUGAUGAUGAGGAAUUGCCAGUUGUCAAUGGAGUUAAGGAUGAGAUUAAACAAGAACACAGCACAGAAUCCGUGGAUGGCGUUAAAGUGGAAGUCAAGCCAGAUGAACGUUCAUUUACAGCUGUUCCAUUUCAUCUUCAGCUCAGUAGCCGCGCUUCAUCCCCAGCGGCAGACACUCGGUGCAGUACGCCCACUCUUAGCUUAGUUGUUGGACCUGUGGCAGUCAACCCCGCUGUCAAAGAACUUGCGCGGGAACUGCUCAAAGUGGAGCAAGGCAUAGAGAAAAAGUAUCUGAACCCACCUCUUGGUGAGGACGAGGAGACCAAGCGACAGAGACAGAAAGAGGCGGCUGCCGCGGCUGUCAGCGAGUUCAACGAGAUGAUGAAGGCUGCAGAGACUAAGGAGAAGCAGAAGAAAGACAAGAAAAAGAAGCAGAAUGGUGGAAGUGGAGAAGAUGCCAAGAACAACGAGGAGAAGAAAGGCGAGGAUGAAGGAGAAGAGGGAAGAGAAGACGACAGGAGCUGUAGUUCGUCGGAGGAAGAGGAGGAGGAACCCGUAAAACAGAAAACAUGUCUGGAGAGGUGGGAGGAGUCCCUCCUUGUGUGUACAAAUUUGUCGCAGGUGUUUGUGCAUUUGAACACGUUGGACCAGUCCAUUGCCUGGAGCAAGUCUGUGUUAAACGCUCGGUGUCGACUCUGUAGGAGGAAAGGAGAUGCGGAACACAUGCUGCUGUGUGAUGCCUGUGAUAGGGGUCAUCAUAUGUACUGCCUCAAACCACCUAUCAAGGAGGUUCCUGAAGGACAGUGGUUUUGUGGUGACUGUCGCCCCAAGGAAACAAGGCGCAGCGAGAGAAAGAAGAAACCCACGGCUAAUGAUAAAGAUCAAGAGGAAGAAAAUGAACAGUCAAACGAAAAAAAGGAAGAAAGCGAGGAAAUUAGUGACGAGGAUGAAGCCGACAGUAAAUCAAACAGUUAUCAGGAUGAGUCUGAACAAAGUGACACCAGUGAGACUUCUGAACAUGGCGAUCAAUGUGCAGUUUGUACUGAGGGGGGAGAGCUACUGUGCUGUGACACAUGUCCACUUGCCUAUCAUAUUAGUUGUGUUUAUCCGCCCUUACGACGAAUUCCGCGCGGAAACUGGGCUUGUCAAGUGUGCACGGGGGCGGACGAUGAACGACCACGGAGCUGCCGCGUAAAGAAAGCCACUAUUGAAGCUGCCCAAAGAAGUCUUCAGCAGAGCAUCAAGGUCGGGAAAAGGAAAGCUACCCGCAGCAAUUCCCGUCAGAGCAGCAGGCAAGCAAAGAACACCAACAGUCAGAGUCGGAAAAGACAACCAUCGUCUUCUCCAUCACCUCCACCGCAUUUAAGAGUUGGCACCAAAACUGACAAGUCCACUAAGCGGCGGCGACUCUCUUCUUCGUCACUUUCAGCAUCAUCUCGUUCUCCGUCGCCUGCGUCGAAAUCCAGUCAGAGACGCACUGUUAAGAUAGCGUCGCGUGGCCGUGGUCGAAGUUCUCUCGAUUCUUCUCGGUCCUCGUCUCCAAUGCCUCUAUCUGAGCCGAGUAAAAAGGCUUCUGGGAGGAAAGAUCCUAGGCUAGGAACAAAGUUUGUUUUGUGCCAAAAGUUGCUAAACGAGAUGAUUAAACACGAGGACGCCUGGCCCUUCAUUGAACCUGUGGAUGUCGAUGAGAACCCUGAUUAUUUGGAGAUCAUAGAAAGGCCUAUGGACUUAGGAACCAUCAAGCAAAAUUUAGCUGCCAAGGCAUACGAUUAUGUGGAGGAUUUCGCCGCCGACGUUCGCCAAGUGUUCAUCAACUGUUCGGAAUAUUGUCGGCCACGAGGCAAAGAAGCCCGAGCUGGGAUUCGGUUGUCGGCCUUUUUUGAGACGCAGUAUUCCGACAUGGGUCUAGAUGCGACAGAGACUCGUACGACUCGAAGUAGACGAAUAUGAAUCCGCAAAGAAGUGUGAAGAUUUAACCAAGAACCUGAGAGAAAAACAAAACUGAAGAACGGUAGUCUUUCUCCUCUCCGUUUUCUAUUUAAUGGGGAAUAAGCUUAAAGGAGAGGAUAAUGUCUUCUCUCUCGCGUAGUUAGUACUUCCUGUAACAUUGCUUAAGACACGGAGACAAAGCAAACUUUAACUACUUGACAAAAAAAAUCUCGCCCACGAUAUUAUGCUAGAUCAUUCGCUUUAAGUAGUCAAAUCAGUGUAUUUUGUACUUUGUUCAAGGCUCACUCGUCAGUCAAGCAAUAUCUCGCCGAAUAUCGCAAAAAAAUAGCAGCGUUUAUUACCGUGGAAAGCGAAUCUGCUUUGCCUUGAAUUAGUUUGAAGUAAAACUAAAAAAAAAAAAGAAUAAGCAUCAAAUGUAAUUAUUUAUUGCUUGUGGGGCGGCUGAAGUCGCUUCGAUUCGCACUAAGUUGUAUGUGUUACACUUGAAAAUAGAAUUCAGGUAUAGCGAUAUUACGAAAGACAUUAAGUGCAAUGAAGAUUGUGGAGUACUUGUCCAUUACAACUUUACUCCAAAAUUAUUAAAGCGUAGGACCAGCAUGUAUAUAGUCUCGAAGAAAUAAAGUGAGUAACUUUUUAUCAUAAA